AGAGCCUCCCAUUUCUCCUCCCCUUUACCCCCCAAAAUCCACCACCCAAUUCCGCCAUCGUGACCACCCAAAAGCUCCCCAUCUUGGUCUACUAUCAUGGCAGUGGAUUCUUCUUCGAAUCCGCCUUCUCAGCUGUACCACAGUUACUUAAACCUCUUCGUCUCCCAAGUAAACGUAGUCGUCGUCUCUGUAGAAUACAGGCUCGCUCCGGAACACUCGCUGCCUGCAGCUUAUGAAGACUCCUGGGAAGCCCUGAAAUGGGUCGUAACCUGUUCGACGAAAGACGCUAGUGAAGAGCCAUUGCUAAAUUACGGAGAUUUCAGUAGAGUUUUCAUCGCCGGUGAUAGUGCUGGUGGUAAUAUUGUACAUAACAUCGCCAUGCGUGGUGGGGUUGAGGAUUUGACUGGUGGGGUUAGAAUUUUAGGCGCUAUAUAUGUUCAUCCUUAGUUCUGCAGUUGAGGUCCAAUUGAGCCUGAACCUGUUUCAGGGCAGGACCAGCGCUUGCCUGUUUUGUUGUGGAAAUUAAUGCGCCCUUCAGCCCCACGCGGAUUAGAUAACCCAUGGUAAAUCCCUUGGCUCCUGGAGCACCCAGCUUGGCUGGACAUGGGUGUUCUACGAUUCUUGUCCGUGGUUCAGGGAAAGAUUUUUUGAGAGACAGGGGUUUGGUUCUAUGAGGGUGUGAAGAAGAGUGGGUGGAGUGGUGAAAUGGAGCUGUUGGAAUAGGAAGGAGAAGACGAUGUUUAUCAUAUCUUUCAUCCAGAGUCUGAGAAUGGCAAGAAAAUGACCAAACGCAUGGCUUCUUUUAUCAUGAAGGAAGAAACAGGCAUGGAUUGAUGUAUUCAACUUCGUGUUAAGUUACAGAGAGUUUAUGUAAAAUGUUUGCGUUCAUUGUUCCGUUCUGGUCUUUGUGGUUUAGACGAAAAGAUUCAGUGAGUUCAAUUCUUGCAUUCUGUAAUGUCAAGUGCUUGCUAUU
Molecule: messenger RNA, 973 nt
Organism: Prosopis cineraria
Lineage: Eukaryota; Viridiplantae; Streptophyta; Magnoliopsida; Fabales; Fabaceae
Product: hydrolase 3-like
Exons: 1
Coding region: 97-447 (116 amino acids)
Molecular function (GO): hydrolase activity
Source: RefSeq, a predicted model, not a curated record